Messenger RNA from Myripristis murdjan (pinecone soldierfish), 1270 nucleotides. RefSeq names its product ATPase H+ transporting V1 subunit F (gene atp6v1f). Gene Ontology annotation, molecular function: proton-transporting ATPase activity, rotational mechanism. The record is from RefSeq and is a predicted model, not a curated record. NCBI's taxonomy places the organism in Eukaryota, Metazoa, Chordata, Actinopteri, Holocentriformes, Holocentridae. Gene Ontology annotation, cellular component: proton-transporting V-type ATPase, V1 domain; membrane. Gene Ontology annotation, biological process: proton transmembrane transport. The transcript has 2 exons. The coding region runs from base 107 to 466 and encodes 119 amino acids.
AGUUCCAGUCAGCUGACUCCUUCACAUGAUCAGGAGGAUCUGUCAUCAAAGCCCGUUUUCUGAUUUUCUCCCUUCCUAACAAAAUCUGCAAGAUUGACGAGCUGUAAUGGCAGGUCGGGGAAAAUUAAUCGCCGUGAUUGGCGAUGAAGACACCUGUACGGGAUUCCUGCUCGGUGGAAUUGGCGAGCUGAACCAAAACCGCAAGCCGAAUUUCUUGGUGGUGGAGAAGGACACGAGCAUAACAGAGAUCGAGGAGACCUUUAAGAGCUUCCUGGCCCGUAAAGACAUCGGCAUCAUCCUGAUCAACCAGUUCAUCGCUGAGAUGAUACGCCACGCCAUCGAUGCCCACAUGCAGUCUAUUCCUGCAGUGCUGGAGAUCCCAUCCAAGGAGCAUCCCUAUGAUGCCUCUAAGGACUCCAUUUUGCGGAGAGCCAAAGGCAUGUUCUCUGCCGAGGACUUCCGAUAAACACUCCACCCAUGUAACAUACACACACCCUGCGUUCUGGGCAGGAGCGCAGAUCCACCGUGUGACAGUAUAGAUGUCCAUGACUUGAAAUGACCUUGUGUUCUGAUUUUGCCAUGCUAUUAGGUGAUUAGGCUUCUUCUAGGUUAUCAGUAACUGAAUCAAUAUUGAUUUCCACAUGACCCCACUGUUCUCAGUUGUGUUCAGGGUGCAGCUACCAUUCCAGAUUAAAUGUUGUUUAUAAUUUGCCCUUUGUCAUUUCUGCCUUGUAGUAAGUUAUAUAUAAAGAACACUCAUUCAAUAUAAAUUGUGUUUCUAGGUUAGAUGAUGUUGUCUUAACCAGCUAUACCAGAGCAGUCUCAUUUUUAUGUUAAGACUGUAAUCAAUGAGAUGUAUUUUUCCUUUUUUUCCCCAGAGAAGACAUGAUAUCUAGGCCCAAUUUGCAGCAAAGAGCUUUUUUUUUUUCCAGGAAGUGUAAAAUGUUUCCAUGUGACGAUGCCUCACAUCUGUCAUUUUUAGAUGCAUGCAUCUGUAAGCUGAAAAGGCCUAUCCUCUCUACAGUUAUGUGUUUACAAAGCUGUAAGGUAGUUUAAUUUCCUCACAGCAGAAUCCAGCUCAGUGCAUGUGAUACAAGGGGAAAAUGGAUUUGGAAAUGUAAUACCUUACACUUACACGGUCAUAUCAUUCUUUGUGUUAAUACAGCUGCCUCUGAAUCAGUUGUGUAAUCGUUACAGGUGUAUUAACUUAUUGCUAUAAAAACCCUGAGGGGUUUAUAUUGAAACAAAUAAAUUAUAUUGUUGGUUGUGA